This is a messenger RNA of Gopherus evgoodei (Goodes thornscrub tortoise), 2785 nucleotides long. RefSeq lists its product as uncharacterized. Bases 429 to 2135 code for a protein of 568 amino acids. Gene Ontology annotation, biological process: negative regulation of DNA-templated transcription; negative regulation of gene expression, epigenetic; protein localization to heterochromatin. The record is from RefSeq and is a predicted model, not a curated record. The transcript is spliced from 15 exons. NCBI's taxonomy places the organism in Eukaryota, Metazoa, Chordata, Testudines, Testudinidae. Gene Ontology annotation, cellular component: nucleoplasm.
UCCCCUCUCCAGGCGAGGCUCAUUGCAGGGGAGUCAGAAAUACUUCAAGUCUCCUGCUCUCUGCGCUGGAAGGAAACUGAAGUUUUCCGUUUCCCCUCCGCUCCGUGCAGUUGCACAUGGCUUCUGAGAGGGCUGCUCCCCUCAGCUGCCCAGGAGCAGGCAAGGCCAGGCAUGUGAUGUGCGUUUAUUCCUAGGCAGUGCUGCUAACUUUGCAGUGGGAGGUCCGGUCUCUCCAGUCCAGACUUAGACCGACGCCUGUUAACUGUGGGGCCUGGAGUAGCUCCCCUGGCCCGACCCCACCCACUGUGGCUCAGCUGAUUUGUGCCUGGGUGCCCAGCCGUGGCCGUUGGAAUUGGGGUGAGUAAACUGCGUGGGAUGCAAGAGUCGGAGCGGAGGCUUGAACGUGGAGGGGUUUCGCCUUGAGCAACAUGAUGUUCCCCGGAAGAGGGCACCCAAAUAGUUUCUUCCAUCCCUGCCCUCAGGAUAUCAGCCCCUCCGCCUACCCUGCUGACUUUCUCAGGGAUGACGAGGGCAUGGGGUGGGCGCCCCAGGACCAUCAGGAGGCAGCCAGCUGGGAUUACCGACACGGGAGACGCGAGGAAGGCUUCAGGGACAGGUGGCACUCGCCCUUUUCCCGAGACAUCGAACCCUACCCCGCUGACUUUUACGGGGGUGACAAGGGCAGGUGCUGGGCACCCCAGGACCAUCAGCAGCCAGCCAGGUGGGAGAACCAACCCAGGAGGCACGAGGAAGGCUUCAGGGGUGGUUGGCACUCGCCCUUUUCCCGAGACAUUGAACCCUACCCUGCUGACUUUUACGGGGGUGACAGCGGUGGAUGCUGGGCACCCCAGGACCAUCAGCAGCCAGCCAGGUGGGAGAACCAACCUGGGAGACAUGAGGAUGGUUUCAGGGAUGAGUGGCACUCGGCCACGCCACCUAACCAGCACUGCCCGGAGUCAGUAUUGAGGGAGGAACAUGGCAACUCCUGGGACAGGGAGCAAGACUUCUUCCCCAGGAAGUACUGUGGCCGCGGCUGGAAGCAUCACCGUGGUCCUUUCCGAGGCGGCUACCGAGGGAAAUUCACCCCUCACUACCACCGCUUUCAGUCUUACUCCUCCAGAGAAAAAUUCAAGUCAUCCAGGUCGUCGGCCUCCCGCUCCCCAGAGAGAUGCUUGGUGUCCAGUAGAAAGAAAAGUGUUUCUUCUAAGACAGAGAAAGCGAAAUCAGCAGCGCCCAAAAAACCUGGAAAAUCCAAGAAAGACUCUGCAGCUCCAGUGAAAGAACCCAAACCGCCCCAGGUCCAGCUGGACGCUAGCCAGACAGCCACAGACCCUUCCAGCCAAGCCGGCUCUGCGCUGGAUACUGAACCCCCAGCUUCACCCGAAACCACAGAGGAUCUUCAUCCCUUGGGAACGGAAGGAAUUGAGCUGGUCCAGCUGGGGGCCGGUCUGGAGGCUGCAGACAAUCACAGCCAGGCCUGCUGCAUUCUGGCAACUGACUCAGUCCUGGCUGACACCCCGAAGGAUCUUUGUCUCCCGGAGGAAGAAAUCAAGCUGGUCCAGUUGGAAGCCAGCCACGAAGCCACAGAUGAUCCCAGCCAGACCGGCUCUGAUCUGGCUGAUGAGCCCCUAGCCUCACCUGAAACUACAGAGGAGCAUCAUCCCAUCAGAACAGAAGAUACUGAGAUGCUCCAGCUGGAAGACAACCUGAAGGCCCCAGAUCUUCUCAGCCAGGCUGUCUCUGCUGUAGCUGCUUUACCUCCAGUCUGGUCUGAGAUCACAGAGGAGCUGCCUCCCGUGGGAAAGGAAGAAAUUGAGCUGGAGCAGCUGGCCACUCAUCAGGAGGACGCAGGCUAUCCUUACCAGGCCUGCUCUGCUCUGGCUACCCCAGCAGAGACCAUGCAGUACCUUCGUUCUGCUGCCAUACUGGCCAGAAAGGAAGAAAUUGAGCUGUCCUACCAGCAAUCCAGCCUGGCCUUUGCUGUGGUGGCCACCAUGCUGCUGCACAAGGAGCCCUCCAUGGAGGCGGCGAUGGGGUCUGCGCUGCGGGCCAACCUGCGGCAGGUCGGGGGCCACUGCCUGCGGGAGCUGGAGCACUUCAUUAGCAGCUACGACUCGGGCUCCACCCACUCAUGAGAGGCGGCACAGCGGGAGACAUCUGCUCCGGCUCUGAGCCUGAUGAGGCGGGAGGAGCGCUGCUGGGGAUUGGGGCUGAAGCCCCAGCAGUGAUUCUGGCUGGGAUGAGAAACCAGCAGCUGUGGACUUGUGCAGCUGCAGCUGGAGACGAUGGAGUGGGAGCAGAGUCCCAGCGUGGAGGGCUGCAGUCCUGGUGCUGAUGCUGGACAAUGGCAUGGAACGGGAAAGGGGCUGUUGGCUUGACAUGGUGGGGAGGGUUAGUAAUUUGGGAAGGGAGGGAAGGGGAGGGAAGGAGACGCCUAGGGGAGGGCUGAGCCGUGCUAGGGCCGAAGGAGUCAGUAACCGUGGGGAUGGAUAAGUGGUGCCAGGGGCUGGGUACGGGGAUUGUUGGGUGGGGCUGACUGAAGCCAACACUGUGAGUGAUAGGCGACAGCCUCCUCAGAAGAACACUUGCAGCAGUUUCACCCGACCAGGAUCGGGGCCCCUGAGCCUCAUGGUUUCAUUGAAGGAGAGGAGUCCCUGAAAGUCCCUGCUUGUCUUCCCUGAACUUUGAAAUGUGUGUGCGUUUGUGGAGAAAAUUGUUUUAACUCUGAAAAAUAAAAUGGCAGGUGGCGGGCAGAGUGCCCCCUGCAGCUGCCCCUGUGCCAUCA